UUUUCUUUUUAAAUUCAUAUAACACCGAUUAAAUGAUUUAAUUUAAUUCUUGUCUGUUAAUGGUGUGGGUUCAAACAAGGCGCCUUAAAAUCUGGGAUGUUUGAUAAUUUUUUUAGUAUUUUGUGGUAUUUUUUUUAUUCAGCUAGUUGGUCACUCUGGAGUGGUGGAACAAAAUAUUUAUUUUAUUUACAAGUAUUUUGUGGAAAUGGCGAAAUUACUCCAGAGAGUAGAAGUUAAUUUGCGAAGUUUUUACGUAUUCAACUCUAGCUAUUGUAAACGCGAAGGAGAGGAAGACAAGAAGGUUUUGUUUUAUCAUCCAAAUGAUAUAGAAUUAAACACAAAAAUCAAAGAUGUGGGUCUGAGUGAGGCCAUUAUUCACUUUACUGGCACCUUUACCUCUGACGACGAUUGCCAGGCAUUACAUACACAAAAAACUACACAGCUCUUCUAUCAACCCGAGGAUAAAUACUGGAUGGUUUUGGUCUUGAACGUUCCCAAGGAGGUGCGUCUGAAGGAUGGCGUAGAAGUGGCAGACUACCGAGGAGCAGAGAUCUGUGACAGGAUUUACCGAGCCAUCCUCAAGCAGUGCUACCAAAUGUUUCGCUUUCUAAACGGAACAUUUAAUUGCAUCGGAUGGGAGGAACAGAAUCUAGACCAGCGCAGGGAAUUGCUCUGCCAAAAGCUGCAGGCAUUCUAUGAUAAAUACUUGACAACUCUUAAAGAUCUGGCCCAUUGUGAUAUCGUUGACAUGCUUCACUCUAUUCAGUACAUGCCACUGGACAAAUCGCUUUUCCUGCGAGCUCAGAACUUCCGGAUGCUAAGCGAAGCAUUUCCGUCUAUCAAAGAAACUGUCAUGCUCUAUCAAGAGCAGAUUCUUUGCGGUGGUAGGCUUCUCCCCGAGGAUUUGUAUUGCCUUCAUUCCUAUAUCGUAAAGAAUGUUUUAAAAGAUGAUGCCAAUAGCUCCACCAUAGCCGUAAGUCCUUCGUUGAAAAGAAGUAUUAGCGAAAGCCCAUUCGAUGGUUUUGUGAGAGCACAGCUGGCGGGGGAGGGUGACGGGCAGGAUACGGGAGAAGAGUCACCCCUCAAGAUUUAUAUUUCGCUGGAAAAGAAAUUGAUGCCUUACUACAUGCUCAUCUAUCGCGCAUUGAACAUUACUCUGUGUCUGUUUAUAGACGCUGAGGAACCUGAACCAAAACAGGCCUUCUACGACGAACUUCAUGCUUAUAUGGCUUCCCAAUUAAAGGCCUUGGCACGGGACGUUGCCAGCGAGCUAGCGAAGGAGGCAGCUGGCGCAACUGGUCACGACAGCAGCAGCGAAUCAGCCCCAAAGUACCUGUUCAUCAACGAACAGAGCCUGCAGCAUCACUCAAACCUUCCCCGACUUGUUCCCCAAACUAUACCCCGUAAUGUGAUGAGCAUCAUAGCUGAUCUGUCUCAUCCCUUCGAUAAAUCCGGGCUGGACAGUUCACCUGCCGAGGAGUUGCAGGUGAAGACCACCAACGACUACUGGAUUGUUAAGCGGUGCUGUAAUUUCCGGCAAUACUAUGUGAUUCUGUGCAAUAGCAAAGCUACCCUGUUGGAUGUGACCCAGGAGGCAAGACGCAUUUUCGAGCAGGAGCUUACAGAUGAUGUAUUCUUUGACAAAUAAACAGGAGAAUCAAAUAGAA
This is a messenger RNA of Drosophila ananassae, 1667 nucleotides long. It is a transcript of the gene Ccz1, whose product is annotated as vacuolar fusion protein CCZ1 homolog. Gene Ontology annotation, biological process: vesicle-mediated transport. Bases 206 to 1648 code for a protein of 480 amino acids. NCBI's taxonomy places the organism in Eukaryota, Metazoa, Arthropoda, Insecta, Diptera, Drosophilidae. The record is from RefSeq and is a predicted model, not a curated record. Gene Ontology annotation, cellular component: Mon1-Ccz1 complex; intracellular membrane-bounded organelle. The transcript has 4 exons.